Symbiodinium pilosum is the source of this 1647-nucleotide messenger RNA. The record is from the annotation of a GenBank genome assembly. NCBI's taxonomy places the organism in Eukaryota, Dinophyceae, Suessiales, Symbiodiniaceae.
AUGACGGGCGUCGGCGCCGAAGCUCUGCAGGGGAACAUCUUCAGCCUGCUGGCCUGGGCACAUGGCUUGGCCGCAGAAAAUGGGGCAGGGCUCGGCGCUGAGUCUUGCUUUGCGAGGCAGGAAGAUGCACCAGACCUUUGGUGUCCGCACGACUCGGUGCUGGGAGUCUGCGGACUUCUGUUUGGGUACAUCAUCGGAAUCAAUGGCAACGUGGUCACCGAGGGACAGCUGAUCUGCCCUGCUGACUGGAAUGGCCCUGUGGGUACUUGGACCUCCAGCGGCUAUGGCCAGUGCUACCACCUGAGUGUUUGGGACCAAGGCAUCCUCAGCUCCCUGAACCUCAUUGGGGCGAUGGUGUCCUCGGCCACUUGCUUCCGCUACGCUGACAUCCUCGGCCGUAAGAAGGAAGUGCAGAUUGGUGCCGGCCUCUAUCUCCUGGGCUCUAUCGUGGCAGCACUGUCACCUGUCCUGUGGGGCAUCUAUGCCGGAUUCCUGAUCUAUGGCUUGGGCAUUGGCUUUGCAAUGCAUGCGGCUCCCGUGUACAUCGCGGAGAUCGCUCCUGCCGAGAUCCGUGGCACCCUGGUCUCAGCAAAGGAGAUGGUCAUCGUGGUUGGCAUGUUCAUCGGCUUCGCUAUGGGUGCAGUCUGCGCGGGCAUUCCUCAGGGAGGAUGGCGCAUCAUGGUUGCCCUUGCUGCCAUCUUCGCCUUGAUUGUGGAGGUAGGCAUCACCUUCAUCCCAAACUCACCUCGUUGGCUCGUGCUCCGCAGCUUACAGGACACCUCCCUCCUUCAGGCUGGGCAGUCGCCCAUGGCCGUUGAAGCGCGCCAGGCCUUGGCUUUCUUCCGCGGAGCAUCUGAGGAAGAUGUGGAGCCGGAGUUCAGCACCAUGUUGAAUGACGCCAGGGAGGCUUCCGCUGGUGCUGGGACUUCCGCGAACUGCACGGAUACCCUCAAGUAUCCCCGACCUCUCAUCAUCGGCUGCGGCCUGGUUUUCCUGCAGCAGGUUACCGGACAGCCUUCCGUGCUCUACUUUGCCACAAACAUCUUCAAGUCCGCUGGCUUCGCCGGUGCUGCGGCACUUAGCUCGGUAGGCGUAGGCUUCGUCAAGCUCCUUGCGACGCUCUUCACCGUGUGGCGGGUGGACCUCUAUGGACGACGACAGCUGCUGAUGUGGGGAAUUGCGAUGAUGAUCUUCGCGUUGGCGCUGCUCGGCGUCGCUUUCGCCUUCCGCACCUGUGACGAGAACGUGCCGAUGGCGCAGUGCCCUCAGGAGAAGGUGAACGUGCCACGACCAUGGGCAAUCACCACAGUAGUCGCCUUGAUGAUCUAUGUAAGUGGCUACCAGGUCGGCUUUGGCCCAAUCUCCUGGCUCAUGAUCUCCGAGAUCUUCCCCCUGGGCGUGCGGGGCUCUGCCCUGUCCACAGCCGCCAUGGUGAACUUUGGCUCCAACAUCUUGAUGACUCUGUGCCAGACUGCGUUGAUGAAUGCGCUUACACCUUCCGGGACUUUCUUUGCUUACCUGGCUCUCGCAGUUGCCAGCUUUGCUUUCGUGUCUGGCGUCGUGCCUGAGACGAAGGGCAAGACCUUGGAAGAAAUUGAGGCAGAGAUGACUGGCAAAACUCAGGCCCGCGAGAUCGGGGCAGUGUGA